Molecule: messenger RNA, 694 nt
Organism: Helianthus annuus (common sunflower)
Lineage: Eukaryota; Viridiplantae; Streptophyta; Magnoliopsida; Asterales; Asteraceae
Product: citrate-binding protein
Exons: 2
Coding region: 1-657 (218 amino acids)
Source: RefSeq, a predicted model, not a curated record
AUGAAUUCUCGCACAUGUUUGGUGACCUACAUUUCAUUUGUGUUCCUCUUCGUGUACAAAGCCAUGGGAGGUGGACCUAUCAAUACCACAACAGGUUUUGUAGCACAACCACUCGAUCAGUCCAAUUUCCACAUACAAAAGCCAUACAACGUCCCGCUCAAUCAACGAUACAGCUUUUCUAAUGGCGUCCACAAGCUUUGGGUGCUCAAGACCGACAAACCACACUCAAAAAACAGUAAAACCCUCCCACGUACAGAAAUUCGAUUUCAAGGUUAUGAUUACUCGUCGGGUGUUUGGCAAUUUGAAGCUUACGGAUACGUGCACCAUGGGACUUCUGGGGUGUGCAUAAUGCAAAUUUUCGGGUCAAAACCUCCAUCUGCUACAACCACAAUGCUUAGGGUAGAUCAUAAUAAACUUACCUAUUACCGGAAUCCGGUUAUCUUUUCUAAUAUAUACGACAAGUGGUUCCGUUUGAAUGUUAUACAUGAUGUGGAAGGCAACAACGUACAAGUUUAUAUAGACGGGGUUCUUAAGUAUGAUGGUCCUGGUCGUGGAGGAAGAUCUCAUUAUUUCAAGUGUGGUGUGUACUCGCAACAAGACGCUUCCUUCCAUAUGGAAUCUCACUGGAAGGAUAUCAAAGUAUUGAAAAAGGCAUAGUCACUAACUUUUGGAUCCUUUCAAUACAUGUCAUGAU